AUGGAAGUGAGCAACAAUUGUGAAGAGGUGGCUUUGGAAGAAGAAAGCAGUGGUGAGAAAAAGGAAAACCUGCUAUACAUGAGCCUCCUUUCCAUGGAUACCACAGGCAAAAGAAGUGAAGCCAUUAAGAAAGAAGACUGUAGAAGGAAUGCUGUGCAUCUUCAGCAGGGGAGUCACGGAAUUAAGGAGGAGGAUUGUGAAUGCAAGUUAGCAAGCAUCAAAGAGGAAGAAUCUGAACCAAGAUCUAUUAGCACUGACAUGAAGAAAAGUGAAAUUGUUAGCAGCAUCAAGGAAGAAGCCAUCACAUCAGAGUCUUCCUCUCAGUAUGUGUGUCCAGAGGUGUCUCAGUUAGGCUUUACAUCGAGCAGACACCAUAUCCGUGAGUGUCAUUCUGUCCAUCUGAAGUGUGAAUCUGACAUGAAGAGGACAGAGAAAGCAUCAUGUUCAAGUCAUUCUAGAGAAGAUUUACAGGAGAGUGGUUAUGGCUUUCCACCAUCAUUUAUUCAGACUUCUCUUCAAUGCAAACCACAACAGAAAAUUCAUAAUGGAAAUUUGAAGAUGCUGAAAUCUCAAUCAGAGAUUUUAAUACCAGCCACUUUACAGGGUAGUCUUCCAAACACUGAGAAACUACCAAAAACUGACACAAGAAACAGUCGGACACAAGUACAGAGUUCAAAUUCAACAACUUUUCAUGUCUGUGAAGAUAUGAAAAAAACUAUUAAAUGCAAAUAUAAAUACAAAGAUAGUCCAAGGAGUUGCAUAAGACAAGAGCCAUAUUGCUGUUCUGAAUGUGGGAAGCAAUUCUCUACCAGUCGCAGUCUUCAGACCCAUAUAAGAAUUCACACUGGAGAGAAGCCAUUUUGUUGUUCUGAUUGUGGCAAACGAUUCACAGCCAAUAGCGGUCUUCACAUACACAAAAGAAUUCACACUGAGGAGAAGCCAUAUCGUUGUUCUGAAUGUGGAAAACGAUUCUGCACGGGCAACAACCUUCAGGUCCAUGUAAGAAUUCACACGGGAGAGAAACCAUAUGGCUGUUCUGAAUGUGGCAAACAAUUCAUCAGUGGUGCCAAGCUUCAGAUCCACACAAGAAUUCACACUGGAGAGAAGCCAUAUUGCUGUUCUGACUGUGGCAAACAAUUCUCACGAACAAACUAUCUUUGUAUCCACAGGAGGGUUCACACUGGUGAGAAGCCAUAUAGUUGUUCUGACUGUGGCAAACAAUUCACUCAAAUAAGCAACCUUCAGAUUCAUUCAAGAAUUCACAAGGGGGAGAAGCCAUAUUGCUGUUCAGAGUGUGGCAAACAAUUCACCACCAAUGGCAGUCUUCAGAUCCACACAAGAAUUCACACGGGAGAGAAGCCGUAUUGCUGUUCAGACUGUGGCAAACAAUUCUCACGAAUGAACUAUCUUCAGAAUCAUAGAAGAAUUCAUACUGAAGAGAAACCAUAUUGUUGUUCUGAAUGUGGCAAACAAUUUGUUCAAAUAAGUCAUCUUCAGAUCCACUCGAGAACUCACACUAGAGAGAAGCCAUAUUGCUGUUUGGAAUGUGGCAAAGAAUUUGCCACCACCAGCACCCUUCAGACUCACAAACGAAUCCACACUGAAAAGAAGCCAUAUUGCUGUUCUGAAUGUGGCAAACAGUUUUCUGCUGGUAGUGCUCUUAAAAGACACUUAAAAAUUCACACUGUAAGCCCUGAUGGCUGAAGGAUUAUUAAACUGAACGAAACAUCAAAGUUGGCAGAUUAAUUAACGGGAAAAUCUACAA
This is a messenger RNA of Erpetoichthys calabaricus (reedfish), 1765 nucleotides long. RefSeq names its product gastrula zinc finger protein XlCGF57.1-like. The record is from RefSeq and is a predicted model, not a curated record. The transcript is spliced from 2 exons. Gene Ontology annotation, biological process: regulation of transcription by RNA polymerase II. Bases 1 to 1704 code for a protein of 567 amino acids. Lineage: Eukaryota; Metazoa; Chordata; Cladistia; Polypteriformes; Polypteridae. Gene Ontology annotation, cellular component: nucleus. Gene Ontology annotation, molecular function: DNA-binding transcription factor activity, RNA polymerase II-specific; RNA polymerase II cis-regulatory region sequence-specific DNA binding.